Molecule: messenger RNA, 1492 nt
Organism: Scaptodrosophila lebanonensis
Lineage: Eukaryota; Metazoa; Arthropoda; Insecta; Diptera; Drosophilidae
Gene: nAChRbeta3
Product: neuronal acetylcholine receptor subunit alpha-2
Exons: 5
Coding region: 42-1394 (450 amino acids)
Biological process (GO): nervous system process; chemical synaptic transmission; signal transduction
Cellular component (GO): neuron projection; membrane; synapse
Molecular function (GO): extracellular ligand-gated monoatomic ion channel activity; transmembrane signaling receptor activity; neurotransmitter receptor activity
Source: RefSeq, a predicted model, not a curated record
AAAACUAAAAACAAUCGUUUCUGAACUUGAGAAACAGAACAAUGCAGAGCAAGAUAAAAACAUUGAUUUCCGGCCGUGGGCAGCAAGAAUCUUGGCUGUGCACGAUGCUUUUGGUUUUAUUCAUGAGUUUACUCAUUUCCGUGCCAGGCGCUAGUUCCGUCGAAGCCGAAGCGAAUGAGGAGAAGAUCGUAAAUGUGAGCACCACAGACAGAUUGUACAUGAAUUUGUUCAUUAACUAUAAUAAAAACUCGCAACCCACUGUCGGGGGCCAACUCACAAACAUAACUGUUGGCCUAACAGUCCACUAUAUAGAUAUUGAUGAGAUGAAUGGCAAAGUAACGUUGCAUGGCUGGAUUCAUAUCCGCUGGAUGGAUGAGCGUCUGUCGUGGAAUUUACGCGAGUAUGAUAAUGUUACUCAAUUGUCCUUGCGUCCUGGCGAUGUCUGGAAGCCGCAAAUAACGCUCUUCAAUGCUGCCGGUGAUGAGGGAAAUUAUCUAUCAGAUACUCAAGUAUUACUCGUACAUGAUGGCAGCUUUCUUUGGGUACCUCCUGCCCUUUACAUUGCCUAUUGUAAUCUUAACAUGCGUAACUGGCCGUACGAUCAGCAAACCUGUAAGCUAAAGAUUGGUUCGUGGUCUUCAAACAACAUUGAUGCGGAAUAUUCAAAACAGAAAUCCGCCCUCGAAUACGACGAACUUCUUCAGUCUACGGAAUGGGACAUCUCUAGUGCGUCGACGAAAUAUGUACGCGAGGAGACUUGCAACUAUAUAGAGUUCACAUUCACACUUCAGAGACGCUCCUCUAUGUACACGGCAGUCAUCUACACACCCGCUUUCACCAUUGUACUAUUGGCCUUGAGCGUAUUUUGGUUGCCACCCCAAAUGGGUGAAAAAAUAUUGCUCAAUGGGGUGCUCAUCGUACUGGUUGCCUGCUUCCUAAUGUAUUUUGCGCAAUUGCUUCCAGUACUGGCCGAGAAUACGCCGCUCAUUGUUGUGUUCUACAGUUCCUGUCUGCUGCUCUUGAGCCUCUCCACCAUUGUCGAGGUGGUUGUUCUCUAUAUAUCCACCGCCAAGCACAAACGCCGUCUGCCAGAGUUUAUCAAGCAGCUGCUACAUGGCAAGCUGGGCACCGUCCUGCUCCUCUCCCACUUCUGCUACGAGGCUGACCCCAAGGGGACACAUGGAAAUUCUGUAUCCCGAGAGCUGGAAGAGCAUCUGUACGAUAACGACGACGAAUGUGCCAGCACUAGUCCCCAAGACAUUAAUCCCAUAGAGAUACCAUCAGAACGAGCACUUCAAUUCGAUUGGGUUUUGUUGGCCACGGCUGUGGAUCGCCUGUCGUUUGCCGGCUUCGGCAUCACCUUCUUUGUGCUGAGCAUUGUAUAUGGCUUGUAGAGGAAUUUAACGAAGUAAAGUAAUGUAAUUAAUACUCACUGGUUGUUCAACUGAAGUGUGCUAUAUCUUUUGUUUAUGUAUUUCUUGAUCAAUUUUUU